AUGGAAGCUAUAAAGAAACAAGCAACUAAAUUGAGGGAGCAAGUUGCUAAGCAACAACAGGCUAUUUUGAGACAACUAGGGCACUUGGGCCAUGAAUCUGUGAUGGUCGAUGAUGCAGAACUGGAGAUUGAUCAGCGACUUCAGGAAUUAUAUAUAUCUACAAGGGCUGCGAAGCAUGUAUAUGGAAGUCUCAAUUUUCAGCUUGAUCUUGCAGCUAGAAAGUUGGCAGAUAAUUGUUAUAAAUACGGGGGUGAGAAUCAAAAUAAUCCUUCUACCUUGCCAAAGGCUGCCGUGGAGUUUGGAACUUCACAUGCUGCAAUGGAAGAUCAAAGGGAAAUUAUGCUAGGAUUUCUUGGACAACAGUAUGUCAAGCACAUAUAUUUCACUUAUGAUGAGAGCAUUCUAUCUGGGGUUCUUAGGAUGGUUAAAUUUGGAGAGAGAUAUUUCUCUCUUGAGAGGUUAAAACUUGCAGAUGCUUUUAGCAUCUUCAGUUCACAUAGUGAACUCAAGGUGAAACUAUAA
Lycium barbarum (goji berry) is the source of this 522-nucleotide messenger RNA. Its product is annotated as SH3 domain-containing protein 1-like. Bases 1 to 522 code for a protein of 173 amino acids. The record is from RefSeq and is a predicted model, not a curated record. Lineage: Eukaryota; Viridiplantae; Streptophyta; Magnoliopsida; Solanales; Solanaceae. The transcript is spliced from 5 exons.